UUUUGGACACCCUGAGGAUUGGAGCUGGCUUUGCGGCCAUGUGUGCAUGCUAAUGGGUGGUUGAAGACGCAGGAUCUGUCACCUAACCUGUUCAGUACUCUUAGGGUAGUAAUCUGCACAAAACUCGAAAGCCCUGCUUGAGACCUGCUGACAUAGUUUUUCUGGACGCUUUCAUUUAUUUCAUGGAACCCAACUGAGAUGAGUACGAGUCUCAUUUUCGAUUUCAACGCCCUAAGUAUUCGUGGACGUCUGCCUCUGCCUUAACACCACGCUAGACGCUGUAGGCAAGACAGAAGUUAUUCCGUGUCAGUAAUUAAUCCAUAAAGUGCCAACAUGGGAAAGAAACGGACAAAGGGAAAAACUGUUUCAACUGAUGAUUCUUCUGAAAUUUUAGAACCUAUAUGCAAACAUCUUAGAAAAGGACUGGAACAAAGUAAUCUGAAAAAGAAUUUAGUGAAUGUGGAAUGGAAUAUUUGCCAAGAUUGUAAGACGGACAAUAAAGUAAAAGAUAAAUCUGAAGAAGAAUCGGAAGAAAACCCUUCAGUUUGGCUUUGUCUUAAGUGUGGCCAUCAGGGCUGUGGUAGAAAUUCUCAGGAGCAGCAUGCCUUGAAGCACUAUAUGACACCAAGAUCAGAACCUCAUUGUUUGGUCCUUAAUUUGGACAACUGGAGUGUAUGGUGUUACAUAUGUGAUGAAGAAGUACAGUAUUGUAGUUCAAAUCGUUUGGGUCAGGUGGUUGAUUAUCUUAGAAAACAAGCUGGUAUUGCCACUUCAAAACCAGCAGCAAAAGAUACUGGGAAUAUGGAACUUGAAAAUAAAAAAUUAGAAAAGGAGAGUAAAAAUGAACAAGAGAGAGAAAAAAAGGAAAACAUGACUAAAGAAAAUCAUUCCAUGAAUUCUCCUCAAAUAACUGUUAAAGGACUCAGUAAUUUGGGAAACACUUGUUUCUUCAAUGCGGUUAUGCAGAAUUUGUCACAAACACCAGUGCUUAGAGAACUACUAAAAGAAGUGAAAAUGUCUGGAACAAUUGUAAAAAUUGAACCUCCUGAUUUAGCACUAACAGAACCAUUAGAAAUAAACCUUGAGCCUCCUGGCCCUCUUACUUUAGCUAUGAGCCAGUUUCUUAAUGAGAUGCAAGAAACCAAAAAGGGAAUCGUGACUCCUAAAGAACUCUUUUCUCAGGUCUGUAAAAAAGCAGUGCGCUUUAAGGGCUAUCAACAGCAGGAUAGCCAGGAGUUACUUCGUUACUUGUUGGAUGGAAUGAGAGCAGAAGAACACCAAAGAGUGAGUAAAGGAAUUCUCAAGGCAUUUGGUAAUGGUACUGAAAAGUUGGAUGAAGAACUAAAAAAUAAAGUUAAAGAUUAUGAAAAGAAAAAAUCAGUACCAAGUUUUGUAGACCGGAUUUUUGGUGGUGAACUAACUAGUACAAUCAUGUGUGAUGAAUGCAGAAGUGUCUCCUUGGUUCAUGAAUCUUUCCUUGAUUUGUCUCUACCAGUUCUAGAUGAUCAGAGUGGUAAGAAAAGUACAUAUGAUAAAAAUCUGAAAAAGGCAAUGGAGGAAGAAGAUAAAGACAGUGAGGAUGAAAAAGAUACUGAUAGUUAUAUAAAAGAGAGAAAUGAUACUCCUUCAGGACCAAGCAAACAUUUACAGAAAAAAGCAAAGAAACAAGCCAAAAAGCUAGCCAAGAAUCAACGAAGGCAACAAAAAAUUCAAGGCAAAGUUCUUCAUUUAAAUGAUAUAUGUACCAUUGAUAAUCCUGAAUAUGAGGAGUGUGACAUUCCAGUGUCACUUCAGGAAGAUGGGGAUAUUCAAUCAAACUAUAUUUUACAAGAGGAAGUUCUAAGUAAGGAGUACUGUAGUGAUGAUCCGAAAGAUGUGAACAACCAAGAAAAAAUGAUAGAAAGUAUUCCUGACAUUCAAAAUUCUGUAGAGGAAGAAGAUAAGAAAAAUGCCCUCGUGGAUACUGAUCUGGAGGCUUUGGCCUCUUCUCCUGAUGAAUGUACUAGGAACUUAAAUGAGGCCUUCCUGGAAGAUGUGAGCAACCAAGAGGUAGACCUUUCCUGCGAUUUUGAAAACCUCACCUUGAGCGUGGCUCAACCCGAUGAAAUAAAUGUGGAGAUCUUACAAGACACUCAGAUUGCUGGGACUGUGGGCUAUGAGGUUGUAAACGAAGACCCCGAGACCGCCUUCUGCACGCUUGCUGACAGGGAAGCUUGCAGUGCCGAGGAGUGCUCAGUCCAGCACUGUUUGUAUCAGUUUACUCGAAAUGAGAAACUCCGAGAUGCCAAUAAACUGCUGUGUGAAGUGUGUACCCGGAGGCAGUGGAAUGGACCCAAGGCCACUGGCAAAGGUGAAAGGAAGCACGUUUACACUAAUGCCAAAAAGCAGAUGCUUAUUUCUCUUGCUCCUCCUGUUCUCACUCUUCAUUUAAAGAGAUUUCAGCAGGCUGGUUUUAACCUACGCAAAGUUAACAGACACAUAAAAUUUCCAGAAAUCUUAGAUUUGGCUCCCUUUUGUACCCUAAAAUGUAAGAAUGUCGCUGAAGAAAACACAAGGGUUUUGUAUUCUUUGUAUGGAGUUGUGGAGCACAGUGGCACCAUGAGGUCGGGGCAUUAUACUGCCUAUGCUAAGGCAAGAGCUGCAAACAGUCAUCUGUCUAAUCUCGUCCUGCAUGGUGAUAUUCCACAAGAUUUAGAAAUGGAGUCAACCAAAGGGCAGUGGUUUCACGUCAGCGACACCCAUGUGCAAGCAGUGCCUACAGCUAAAGUACUGAACUCACAAGCAUACCUCCUCUUCUACGAGCGAAUUCUCUGAUAUUCAAAGUGCUUUCUCGGGGAAAUAAGUUCAUGGCUUUUAUAAUGACUGUAAUAAAGUAAGGAUUAACUAUAAAUCAUGUUCCCUUAAAAUUAAAUACGUGCCAGAAGAAAUUGUGUUUAUCCAAAUACUGA
Messenger RNA from Suncus etruscus (white-toothed pygmy shrew), 2948 nucleotides. It is a transcript of the gene USP16, whose product is annotated as ubiquitin specific peptidase 16. Gene Ontology annotation, biological process: regulation of gene expression; regulation of cell cycle. NCBI's taxonomy places the organism in Eukaryota, Metazoa, Chordata, Mammalia, Eulipotyphla, Soricidae. The transcript is spliced from 19 exons. Gene Ontology annotation, cellular component: cytosol; nucleus. The coding region runs from base 334 to 2814 and encodes 826 amino acids. Gene Ontology annotation, molecular function: cysteine-type deubiquitinase activity; cysteine-type endopeptidase activity; zinc ion binding. The record is from RefSeq and is a predicted model, not a curated record.